Molecule: messenger RNA, 9012 nt
Organism: Poecile atricapillus (Black-capped chickadee)
Lineage: Eukaryota; Metazoa; Chordata; Aves; Passeriformes; Paridae
Product: ATP-sensitive inward rectifier potassium channel 12
Exons: 2
Coding region: 3246-4535 (429 amino acids)
Biological process (GO): regulation of monoatomic ion transmembrane transport; potassium ion import across plasma membrane
Cellular component (GO): plasma membrane
Molecular function (GO): inward rectifier potassium channel activity
Source: RefSeq, a predicted model, not a curated record
GGCAGCUCUUUGGGGGGCAGGUGCUGGUGCAGCACCCCCACAUGAGUCCUCCCAGCAGCAGCCAUCGAUUGUCAGCGUGGCAAUGUCAGCCGUGCUCGGGUUGUCAUCUGUCGUGACACCCAGCUCGUGCUGGGAGGGGCUGCAGGGUGUGCACAUCCUGGAGGGAUCAGCCAGACCCAGAACCCAGACAAAAACUUGGGAUCCCCUACACAGGAUGGGGAGAUUGGCCACAAACCCUUCAGUGUCCUUCAAGGAUGGGGUUCCACGGGGUGACACGGUGGCACAGGCUGGUGCCUGGCCCUGGGCACUGUCUGCAGUGAGGGAGAGGAGGAUGAAGCCCUUUGGGGUGACCGUGGCAGUGGUGUCCCCCACCAGCCCCACCACGGAGGGCUCCCCCCCACCCCAAGCCUAUAAUUAAAGACGAUGUCCGUGGAGGGCGAGGAGAGGUUACGUAACUUUGGCGUUUGGAAAAUUCUUUCUGCUCCCUUAUCGGCUUUAUAAAUAUCUCGACCUGGGGCCAGGCCAGGCAGGGGGGAAAGCGAUGACAAGGGCUGAUGCCAGUCCCCACGUUCAGGCCCCUCCAGCCACUGUGCCUCAGUUUCCCCAUCUCUAUGGACAAAAGCAUCCCUGCUUCUCCUGCUGUUGGGCUGAGGGGAGGGCUCCUUGCUGCUUGUGGAGCAGCGAGUGUUCUUCCCCUCCAACAGAAAAAGAGGGGAUUUUUCUUCCUCUCCUGGAAUAGGCUUGAGGGUGGUUUUGGGUCACAGACCUCCUUAAGUGGCAAGACCGAAGAACCAAGGUCCUGCCUGCAGCACUGACUGCCUUGCCCUAAUCUGGUAUCACAUUCCCACUUUUUGAAUUUGUUGCGUUCUCCUGGCUGGUCUUUGAUGUCCUGAAAGUCUCUGGGUGGGGGUCAUGCUGUGCCUCAGCCACUGUGUGUUCCCAGCAGGAUGCUGGGGGUGGGUGCCUGCCCUGUUCCCCCUGCUCCAUCCCAGCCCUCCCCACCCUCUGCCGUGGCACAGCCGAGCCAGGAGAUGCUGGUGCAUGGCUGGUGACCACUGCAGGGGGUUCAGGCUCUGAGGGGGGGCUGGAGCAGGUCCCCUGCUCACGUGCACUUGCAUUUACGCCACUUGCAGAGUUGUGUGCCCGCGGGGAUGUCGGAGGGCGGCCGGGGCCGUGUCGAUAGCAGCACAAACGGCGCACACAGCCAAGGGCGGCCGGGCCGGCGUUGUGUAACUCUCCGUGAGGCUCUUCACCAGGGGCAUGUCACCGUGUCCCGAUGCCACCAGACUUGUCAUCCUCCCCAGUGCCACCAGACUCAGCCCCUGCCCCACCCAUAGGGCCCUUUUGCUCUGUGCCCUCCCAUUGCCAUCACGGCCACCCAGCCAUGCCAGGAUGCUGUGUGAUGUAUAUUAUUACUGCUCAGGGGAUGCAGGACCAGGACCCCAGGGGUUCUGCAGGCUGUGGCAGCAGCAUGACACCACCUUUACCUCUCCAAAUCUUCCUGUGACAGCAUUUUGGGUUUGCCUGCUGGUGCCCUUCUCCUUGUCAGCCCAUGUGUGCACACACAGCACUGCCUGGGCUCACCAAUGAUGGGCACUCACCUUGUUCAUUGUAGGGUUGCCCAAGGACACAUGUGGGGGUUGUUAUUUUAGGGCUGUCCAAAAAAAAAAAUAGGGAUCCCUUCAUUGCUGUUGUGAUCCUGCAGUGUGUGCCUGAGCAAGCCACCCACCUGUGACCUGCUCUGUGUGAAGGAACAGAGAGGGAGCACAGGCAGAUGUGCACCAAGCCUUGGUGGUAAAAAAAUGACCUUUUAAAUGCUUUAAAUGCCCAGAUCUCUGCCACAGGGUCUGUGUCUGCUGAGCCCCUUAACAGCAGAACCCGAGGUUGGGGCACAGAAAGAAUGAGUCAUUUUAGGGGCCUCGGUGUCUGGUUCCUUCCUAGCCACCUCCAUUUGAACAGGGCUUUCCAAGCAAGGUGGGUGCCUGGGUGGUGGCAGUGGAGUGUCCCACAGCUCCUCACCCCCAGGCUGCCAACAUCAGUGGAUGCUGACGUCGGGCAGAGAUUUGACUUCUCGCUGCCAGGGCCAGGCUGAGAGGGCACCCACGGCUGGUCCCCGUGGGCAGGGAAUGAGGGAGGAUUAAUUGAGUUUCUGAUCUCUGACGGCGAGAGGGCACGAGAGCAGUGACCCCCCCAGCGUUACGCAACGCCUGUGCUAAAUCUUCACGCAGCAGAUAAAGACGGUCCCCAAAAUACCCUGCCCUGCCUCUGCUGCCCUUCAGCUACUUGGGUUUGGGGUCAUGCCUGAAGUUUGGGGUUGUCCAGCUCUCCGGUGACAGAAAGAAGGGUUGAAAGGGAAGAAACAUUCUGACAGAAACCUGUUACCCCCUGGGAAGGAGACUUCCUCCAAACAGGCUCUGCUUGAGGAAUGAGAGAUUUAAAGGGAGCCCUCACAGGAUUUGGAAGACACUGAAACUCAUGAACUGCUGUGGGCAGAGCCAUGAGCUGGAGGAAAAAUAAUAGCUGCAAAAACAGUGCAAGGGCCUUUUUUGUCUUGAAGAUGCUGGACAGCAUCACAAGUGUGCCAGGGGAUCUGGACAGCCCCAGCAGAAAAGGAGGAGGAUUUUUCAUCCUCUCCUGAGAAGAUGGGGUUUGUGUCAUGGCCAUCAUUAAGCAGCAAGAACAGAGUGGUCUUGCCUUGGAACACCGACUGCCUGGCACCACCGUCUGAUCCACCAGUUCGGAAUGUGUCUCAUCCUUCUGGCUGGUCCUUCACUUCCCAAAAAGCUCUGAAAUCCCCUGCAAGCUGCUUCUAUUCCAACGCCUCGGGGACCACUAAGGCACUUCGGGCUCCCCACCGUUGUCACGGUUCCCCUCGCUGCCCCAUGGAAAUGCCACUGAAGGUGCACAUCCCCCUCGCUGGCGGUGGCUCCCAGGGGCCGCGGCCGAGGUGCCAGCUCCUGUACAUGUAGGGAAGAAGCGAGGCUGUAAUCUGAGCUCGGGAGCAAUUAGACAGGACAUCGGUGAAGUCCCCGCCGCCCGCCCGCUCCCUCGGCCGCCGGCACCGGGCUCAGCAUCCGCGGCUCUCGCUGCGAUCGCGGGAACCUCUCACGGGAUCCUCGUGGUGACGUGGCAAAGUUUGGGACUUCUCUUCCACCGCAGCAGAAUUUGGGGGGUGGGCAGGGGUGGGUCAGGGGGACACUGGGAGUCGCAAGACCCUUCACCUUCACUGUGGGCUUGGCUCAGGGAUGACUACGGGCAGAGUCAACCCUUACAGCAUCGUGUCCUCUGAGGAAGACGGGCUGAGGUUGACCACCAUGCCAGGUAUCAACGGCUUUGGCAAUGGGAAAAUCCACACCAGGAGGAAAUGCAGGAACAGGUUUGUAAAGAAGAACGGUCAGUGCAACGUGGAGUUCACCAACAUGGAUGACAAGCCACAGAGGUACAUUGCAGACAUGUUCACCACGUGCGUUGACAUCCGCUGGAGGUAUAUGCUCUUGCUCUUUUCCCUGGCAUUUCUGGUGUCCUGGUUAUUGUUUGGGCUGAUUUUCUGGCUAAUUGCACUCAUUCAUGGAGACCUAGAAAACCCAGGUGGAGACGAUACUUUCAAGCCUUGCGUUCUGCAGGUCAAUGGCUUUGUGGCUGCUUUUCUGUUCUCCAUCGAGACCCAAACGACGAUCGGGUACGGCUUCCGCUGCGUGACCGAGGAGUGUCCGCUCGCUGUCUUCAUGGUGGUGGUUCAGUCCAUCGUGGGCUGUAUAAUCGACUCUUUCAUGAUUGGUGCAAUAAUGGCAAAAAUGGCCAGGCCCAAAAAACGGGCCCAGACAUUACUUUUCAGCCAUAACGCAGUAGUGGCAAUGAGAGAUGGAAAACUCUGCCUGAUGUGGAGAGUUGGGAACCUACGGAAAAGCCACAUAGUAGAAGCCCACGUACGAGCUCAGCUAAUUAAGCCCAGGAUCACAGAGGAAGGGGAGUACAUCCCGCUCGACCAAAUAGACAUUGACGUGGGGUUUGAUAAAGGCUUGGACCGUAUUUUCUUGGUGUCUCCCAUCACCAUUCUCCACGAGAUCAACGAAGACAGCCCCUUGUUUGGGAUCAGCCGCCAGGACUUGGAGACAGAUGACUUUGAGAUCGUCGUCAUCCUGGAGGGCAUGGUAGAGGCCACAGCCAUGACGACGCAAGCUCGGAGCUCCUACCUGGCCAGUGAGAUACUGUGGGGCCACCGCUUCGAGCCUGUCUUGUUCGAGGAGAAAAACCAGUACAAAGUAGACUAUUCCCACUUCCACAAAACCUACGAGGUCCCGUCCACCCCCCGUUGCAGCGCCAAGGACUUGGUAGAGAACAAAUUCCUGCUGCCCAGCACCAACUCCUUCUGCUACGAGAAUGAGCUGGCCUUCAUGAGCCGCGAUGAGGAAGAGGAAGACGAUGACAGCCGGGGUCUGGAGGACAUCAGCCCGGACAACAGGCACGAGUUUGACAGGCUUCAAGCCACAAUAGCGUUGGAUCAGCGGUCGUACAGGAGGGAGUCGGAAAUAUGACUCUUGGUCCUUCCGUUGACUUUUCCAAGGGUAUUUUUUUUCCUCCUCUAAUCUCUUCCCCUACAACCCGCUCAAAUUAUGCAGAACAAUGCAAGUGCCAUAGGAAUGCUUGAGAAAUUAGUAUCGUUCAUAGUUUUCAGUUUCAUCGCAAUAACCACUGAGCGGUCUGCAGGAGGGGACGGUGGCAGGCCAUGGCGCGUCCCCCGCGCCCGGCGCCCGCGGCAGGGCCCACGGCUCUGGGGGAUGGAUGGACAGAUGGAUGGAGGGAUGGGUGGAUGAAUGGAUGGAUGGAUGGAUGGAUGGAUGGAUGGAUGGAUGGAAGGAAGGACGGAAGGAUGAGGAGAGGAGGGUCCGUGGGGCAUGGGCAGGUGCUCGCCCCACACGGCCCCGUGGGGCUUUGCUCUCCCUGCGGGGAAAACGCCAGCGUUUUCCUGGAGCUGAGCACUGCGAGAUCCAAAAAAGAGGAAAUAUCAGGAAACAAAUCUCACUCUCUCUCUUUCUUUUUUUCUUUUUUCUUUUAUUUUUUAACUGAGCAGCAACAACAAAACCAUUGCUCCUUUGGCAGGCGAUCUGGUUCAGUUGCACAAGAACAACACUUGAAAUAACAUGCAACAUUAAUGUACUUCUUUUUAAUUUGGGAAAAAAAGGGGGGAGGGAGGUGAGAGGGUUUUUAAUAUUUUCACCGCACCGUUUGGGAGACUGUUUACCAAAAUAAUAAUAAUAAUAAUUAUUAUUAUAAAAAUAAUAAUAAUAAUAAUAAUAAUAUUAAAUCUGAAAGAAGUCAUUCAGUAUUUUUUGAAAAUGAACAAGGGAAUGAAGAAACCACCAGGGUCCUUUGAGGGGGUGACUUGUUGGGUAAAUGCAGGAGCUAAAAGUUAAGAUUGUGUCCAAUUUUGGGGUGUUUUUUUACCACUGGCAUGGCUUCAUAGGCAGAAAACAGAUGUAAGUGACUAUAGGUCUGUGGCAGUGAAAGAAAGUAGUGGAAUUAUUGACAAAGGAGGUAAUAAGGAUUAGCAGGGCUGUGAGAGAAAAAAGCAUUGUAAACACGGUAAUUAGCCAGUUUCUGGAAAUGUUGGAUUUCGGGGUAGAAAUGGGGUCUGGAGCAUUAGCUGCUGAAGUGUUGGGUCUUCCCCAACAUCUCUGAUGGGGAAUUCAUAAGGUUCACCAUAAGAGUGAAAAGCACAAAAAUGAGAGUGGAGAGCUCUCAAAAGUGGGUAUCUCCCCACUUUUCUGACCAAUUUGGUAUUUUUCUUCCUUAAAGAACAUUUUCAAAUGUAGAAAUCAAUGGGAAAGUCAUCUCGUUGGGCUGCACUUUGAGUCCUGGAGCUGUGUCCGUGUCAGGCUGGGCUUUAUGAAUUCCCAACCCACCAGAGAGUCCUGCUUCAGAGGCAGAUGUUAUCCCCAAAAGAACAGACGCCAGUUGAGAAAAUCACCCCAUCUUGCGCUUCAGCCCAUCCCUGUGUCCCGGCCUCAAGGUGGAUUGUGCCUUAGAGAUGCGGACUCAUCCCGUGUCCCAGCCCUUCUCCACAGCCCCCAUCCUGCAUCCCCUCCUCUGGGUGAUGCCCCUUUCGCUCUGCAGCACCCACUCCCCUCAUCCACCGCCUUUCAGGCUGGCCUUGGUGACAACCUGCUUUAGCUUUAGCUCUGGCACGAGGCAAAGCACCCCAUGCAUGGGAAGCCUCCGCUCCUGCCCUGCUCCCCGCAGAGGGAAGGAGUCAGAAAGGUGCAGGUUUGUGGGUCCCUUCAUCUGGCUGUGCUGCUCGUUGGUGCUCUGGGAGCUGAAAUCUGGCUCCCUGAUCCCUGUGGCCACGGGAAGGGCUUUGUACCCAUGGGCAUCCCUCAUCUGACCGUGGGCACAGAGCCCCUGGGGAGAGGGCUCAACAGCAGGGUCUUCCAUGGCAUUUUGGCUGUGAUGGGCUCCUGGUGCUUUUCCCCCCACAGCCCACACCAGGGAAGCUGUGUCCUGGGGUCAGGACUUGCUGUGGCGUGUCCAAACAUGGGUGGCAGAAGCAGGAUUUGUCCUGUGUCCCCAUCCCCAUCUUCUUCUUGCCAAGGGCUCGGGGGAACCUCUGCCCUGAGUGUCCCACUGCCCUGUGCCACCGAGCACCGUGCUGGGGACAUCACCUCUGCAGAGUUUCUUCCCACCAGGGUCUGUCACCAUCACCCCACACUGCCCACCAAGAGGCUGCUCUGUUUUUGGCUUCCACUAAAAACCUCUGGGAGAAAACCUUCUCCAGGGGCAGCACUGGGAGGCAGAUUUUUCAGCACUGAGUGCCCCAAAUGCGUUUUCCCCAAAUGUGGGGACACGUAGGGAUGUGCCAUUGAGCUCCAGCCACGAUAUUUCUGUUUCUAAGGCAGCGAAGGCGGAUGCCAUCCCAUCACCAAUCCCUUUGCUCCUGGGGGGAUGCUUUUGCCCCCUGCUUUUUGCACCACAGCAUCUGGGGGGUGGGAAGGAUGGAGGGGGGGGCAGAGAGAUUUUGUGUGAGCACUACUUAUUUAUUUUUUUAAAACAAAUGCUUUUAAGUGGUUUUAGGUUCUUUUGAAUAAAUAAUAAUUAUUAAAAAAAAAUAAAAGGUGCACAUCUUGCUGCUGUAGAGUUCUCAGAGGGUUAAACUUCUUUAUAAAUAUAUAUAUAUAUCACAGUAAAUAUUUGUAUAAAAACGAAAGAGAAAUAGAGAUGUCUUUAAGUAAAUUAUUGCUUUUAAAGAAACUUCUAUGAUUGUACAGUGUUACCUGGGAGAAUAGAAUAAUAUAUACAGAUGUAUUUUUAAACUGCUGUGUAGGAGGAUGUGAACUGGGACAGGGAGCGCCUGUGGCUGGCACAGUGAGGGGAUUUAGGACCUUCCCUGGCCCCUGUUCAUGCACCCCCUGCCCCAAACCCUGCUAGUGAGGGUCUAGCUCUGGUGAGACGUCCUGUAUCUACUGUAUAGUCCUUGUCCUGACCAUGGACCACACCGGUACAUAGUGUAUAAAUAUUAUUUUUGCCUACCUGUGAGAGCUCAGAGCUACUGGUCUUUCUUCCUACCACCACGGAGCAUCGGGAAGGCUGCCUAGCCAUAGUUUAAAUCCCAUUAAUUGUCUAAAAAAGGGGUAAAAAAAGAGGAAAAAAAACCAAAAAAGGUGGAAAAAGCCCAAGCUCAGCACUUGGGUUUCCUUAGGGGGCUGGGAAGACACAGGGAUGCUCUGGGGGUGUGGGGUUUUGGGGAGUGGAAUCCCUGUGGGAAGGGGCUUGGAGACGAGCAAGGUGAAAUGUCCCCCUCAGAAAAAACCCAGCCGCCGGCCAUUUCCUCGAGCAAGCCAGCUCCAUCCCUGGAGUUCACUUGAUCCUUGGAGGACGGCAGGAGGCCGAGAAAGGAGAGAGCCGCUAAUCCUCUUGGCCAGCAUCCCGUAGGGAUUGCCCUGGGCCGGGGCUCCGGCAGCAGCAGCUCCCCGAGCUGGGGGUCGGGGCUGCACCUGCUGCUGCUGCUCCCGCUUGGCUUCACCCUAAAAAACUCCCCAGUGAGAGCAGAAAGCAGCCGCAUCCCCGCGCCCCAAAGCCACCCCUGGGAAGAGCAUCCUGUGCCCUGGGGGCUCCUCACUCGGCCGGGGGCCAUCGGGAUGAGCCUUAGCUUCUCAUCACCCAGUUUAGUGCACUUUGUCUUUUAGGGCUGGGACAAUCACUUAGCGCUCAACCUUUCGCGAUUCGGUGCCUGCUUGACCUUCAAACCUUUUGUAGGAGAUGACUUCAGAGCCACCUUUUCUAUCUUUAAUAAGGCAGAACAAAUACGUUUAUUUUUAAACCCUCCUGCUCUUUCCUCUCGUGCUGACAACCAAAAGAGUCCCCUGAGUGUGCUGUCCCCUCCUCUCCCAUUUCUUGCACGCAGAAAGGAGCGUGUGGCAGCCGUGUCCGGCCACCUCCUGCUCUCCCACCCCCCAAUUCAGGAACGCUGCCACGGGGGGGUUGGCACAGGGCAGGAUCCAGAUGGGUCAUGAGCAGGGACAGGACGUGGGGCACUGCCCGACCCGAUGCCAUCCAUCCCCUCGCCCGCCAGCUGUGCACAUCUGUCCUGCUGCCCACUCCCAGGGCACCGUCUCCCCUCCAUCUCCCCCCAAACACACCCCAGUGCUCCCCCAGGCUCGGCCCCACCUGGGUUUGGGAUCGGAGACCCGGCACCAGUUCACAGGGCAGGCUGGCAACUGGGAGCACUGGUUUUCCCAGGGGUAACACGCUGAGUCUGUUCGCUGGGGCAGUGGUGGUAGAGAAGCUGAGGGAUGCAAUGAAUUAUCUGUACCUUUUCCACCUCCGGUGUUUCUCUGUCUCAUUGCACAUAUAUUUGAGAUAUAUGUGACAAUGUAUAUAUAUAUUUGUAAAAUGUAUUUCAGAUGACAAAACUGGCCAAUUUUAUGUUAUUUUAAAUAUAUUAUAUAUAUUAUAUAUAAGAGUCUCCAAAAGAUAUAAAUAGACUAGAGAAAAUAAUAUAAAUAUGUAAUAAAUGUA